This is a messenger RNA of Pleurotus ostreatus (oyster mushroom), 324 nucleotides long. RefSeq lists its product as uncharacterized. The coding region runs from base 1 to 324 and encodes 107 amino acids. The record is from RefSeq and is a predicted model, not a curated record. Lineage: Eukaryota; Fungi; Basidiomycota; Agaricomycetes; Agaricales; Pleurotaceae. The transcript has 3 exons.
AUGAAUUCAACAACAGGCUCUCCCGCAAACCCUCGUACAGGCUUGAGAAACCGUAACAAUACUGGGCUUGGGGAGCCCUCUAUUCCCGCGGGCGGUGCUGAAUCUCCAACCCUGACCUCCUCUUCAGAAACCUCCCCGCAACACGGCACUUCCCCAAAGCUCCAGCUGAACGAUUCGAUGGCUCGAUCAUCCUUCCGCACCGCGGUCACAGUCAAUCCUUCUACGACACGAAAAAUUGUUGUGCGCUCGGAUCCUGCGAUGAUAUCGUGCUUUGAUCCCGUGACGGAGAAGGAACUGUAUGACCUCUGGGCACCGAAGGGGUAG